Symbiodinium necroappetens is the source of this 1431-nucleotide messenger RNA. Lineage: Eukaryota; Dinophyceae; Suessiales; Symbiodiniaceae. The record is from the annotation of a GenBank genome assembly.
GACGAGCGCAAUCUCAUCGGUGACACGGUUCGCAACAGUGCGUCACUCAAGGAUGCUUUGAUGGCUCUCGGCGAAGCCAUUCCCAAGUUCACCGUCAAAAACAGCGAGUCAUCAUAUUAUCUCAACCGAACGACGCUGCGCAACUGGUUCAAUGACCACCAACGCCUCGGUAAGGCCCUCGCCUUGGCAAAGAAGAUCGCCGCCGAUACCAGUUCAGUCGACGAGCCUCCCAGCGCCAACGACAAGGACCGCGCCGAGGUGAAGACUGCAGACGAGCUUGCCAAACUUCUUGCCGUCAGAUUGCCGGGCUUCAGCUGCGAAGACAGAGAGGCAGCUAACUACAUUCCAAGAGGCACUCUCUACAGCUGGUGUCAUCGUCAGCAGGUCAAGAACUGGUUCGGGCAAAAACUCCCACCCGCGACUUGGCAAGAGGAGCACGGCCACUACUUCGCCGUCCUCAGCAACAAGCCUAAGCAGCGGCCCGACAUGGAACCCGAAAGCGUAGACCUCGACGUCAAGUGGUUCACCAGCGGAUCCUGGACCUUCUGUCCACACUGCGGUCGACACCAAGCUCGAACAUUCACGGCGGAAUGGUCGAUCACGGACUACAAAGCUGAUCGACCCUGCAAGCCCUGCUGUGACCCGGACGCGCUCCACUUGCUGCGUUCGCCACAAUGCCAGCUGCCCUUUGGCAAACUCAUGGGCUACGUGACGCCGAUGCCGCAGAACUGGCUGCCGUGGAUUUGUCAUCUGCAGGGCAUUGGCUUGCCUCUUACGACCCUGCUUUCGGAGAAGGAGAUCCACGACUUGGCCCUCGCAGACAUCAAGGUUGACUUCGCCACGAAGCGCGGCGGACAUGCAGAGGUGGUCAGCAGGCAGAAGAAAACGGUGGUGCGCUGCGUCUGGCGACCUCGCUCGCUGCUGGAUCUCCCGCGCAGCCCCGCGGCCCAAAAAGCUUUCGAAUGGCUCAUGGACAACAACACCACAUACAGAGGAUAUGUGGAGAAGCAUCACUCACUCCUUGCGGCCGGCGAGCCAAGAGAGAUUCAGACAGCGUCAUUGCUGUUGCAAACUCCGGGAAUCGAAGUCGCCGUGCGACCAUGGCUGUAUCCGCUGACCAGCUUUGCGGACAGCGACCUGCAACUGCGGCUCCACGCACUUGGCUGGACAUCCGAGAACUCAAAGCCAAGUGUCCGAGCCGGAUUCCUUCGCAAGAUCCUGAGCCGAUGCAUGGAGUACAGUCGAGAUUAUCCUUUGAAGGCCUUGUACUACGACCUGUGCAUGGCACAUACCAUUUCGGCGGUCGUGAGCAUCGGCAUCAAGCAGAAGGUCGCCCCGGAAAUCAUUGCCAGCGACAUGGACAUCUUUGAAGGCUACUGGUACCAGCAAAUCAGAAAAAUGGAAGACAUUUGCAGGCUUGAGCACGAGCGC